GCGCCAUCCUCUGGCUCAGCACAAACGUGCAGCUAUGCAGCCAGGAGUGUUAGACGAGCUCCUUCGCCAUUUUCACGCCCACCAACCCCCCGUAGAGGGAAGCCCACCUCCCGGCUUUAACUGACGCUGAAACGGGCGAACUGAAUCGGAGGAGACUGGAUGCGGCCGGCCCCUGACGUCAGGAUGCCGGGGGAGGAGUGACUUUGUGCUGCUGGUGCAGCGGGGAAUGACACGGGGGUUAGCGGAGCGGUGCGGAGCCGGCGCGGGUAGGGCGAUUUCCCAGCCGCCUUUAUUAUAAGGGCUUAUUAUAAGGGAAGCCGAAGAAAUGCAAACGAUGGGGAGUAAGGACUGAGCGGACGGUGGCGCCGUGGCAGCGGUCUUCCUGACAUCCCCGCUCCUCCUCGCAGGAGUAUAGCGUGAGGCACUUGGGCAUCAGCAGGCAGAAGCACAUCCACACUGGGGCGUCUGGGGAACGAGUUUCGUGCCGAAGAGAUGCCGAUCGGCCUCCCAGUGACGCUAACAGCUGUUUCCAGAUGAGCACCUAAAGCCUGGCGGCUACAUCGGUUUCCACUGCGCCCUGGGCGCCCCAUCCAUAUGAUCACAUGACCCUGGAUAUGGACGCGGUCCUGUCACACUUUGUUCGGUCCACUGGGGCAGAACCUGGUCUGGCAAGAGACCUGCUGGAAGGGAAAAACUGGGACCUGAGCGCUGCCCUCGGUGACUAUGAGCAGCUGCGGCAGGUCCACACGGCCAACCUCCCCCACGUGUUUAACGAGGGCCGUUACCAGAAGGCGGGAGAGCGGGACACGCCUCAGCACCAGAGCAAGCCGGAGCGGCCGGGCGUGCCCAAGCAUGAGGAUGGGAUGCAAGAGAAACGCCUCACGCGGGGCAUCUCCCACGCCAGCUCGGCCAUCGUGUCCUUGGCACGCUCACACGUGGCCGGCGAGUGCGGCGGCAGUGAGCAGCUGCCCCUGGAGUUGCCCAUUUACACAUUCCAGCUGCCCGACCUCAGCGUCUACAGCGAGGACUUCCGGAGCUUCAUCGAGUGGGACCUCAUCGAGCGUUCCACCAUGGUGGCCCUGGAGCAAGCUGGUCGCCUGAACUGGUGGUCCACCAUGGGCACCAACUGCAAACGUCUGCUCCCGCUCACCACCACAGGCGACGGAAACUGUCUCCUGCACGCCGCCUCCUUGGGAAUGUGGGGCUUCCACGACAGAGACCUAGUGCUCAGAAAGUCCCUGUACGCCAUGAUGAAGAGCGGCGCCGAGAGGGACGCCCUGAAGAGGAGGUGGAGGUGGCAGCAGACUCAGCAGAACAAGGAGUCGGGGCUGGUGUACACGGAGGAGGAGUGGGAGAGGGAGUGGAGCGAGCUGCUGAAGUUGGCGUCCAGUGAGCCGCGAACACACGUCAACAAAAGUGACGGCACGGCUGGAGGGGUGGAUAACUCAGAAGAGCCCGUGUACGAGAGCCUGGAAGAGUUUCACGUCUUCGUGCUGGCGCACGUGCUGCGACGGCCCAUCGUGGUGGUGGCCGACACCAUGCUAAGAGACUCUGGAGGAGAAGCGUUUGCUCCCAUCCCCUUCGGGGGGCUCUACCUCCCCCUGGAGGUCCCUCCAAACCGGUGCCACUGCUCCCCGCUGGUGCUGGCAUACGACCAGGCCCACUUCUCCGCCCUGGUGUCCAUGGAGCAGAAGGAGCAACAGCGAGAGCAAGCUGUUAUUCCCCUGACUGACUCAGAGCACAAGCUGCUGGCUCUCCACUUCGCUGUGGACCCUGGGCAGGACUGGGUGUGGGGGAAGGACGAUGGAGACAGCAGCAAGCUUGCCAAUCUCAUCCUGUCUUUGGAAGCCAAACUCAACCUUCUGCACAGCUACAUGAAUGUAACGUGGAUCCGAAUUCCAUCAGAAACAAGGGCUCCCCUGGCCCAGCCGGAGUCUCCCACAGCCUCGGCCGGAGAGGACGUGCAGUCACUGGCAGAGUCCGCCGACUCGGACCGCGACUCCAUCUGCAGCAACUCCAACGUCAACAAUAGCAAAUCCAGCAAGGAGAAGGAGAAGGACAAGCAGCGCAAGGACAAGGAGAGGGAGAAGGAGAAGACACGGGUCGACUCGGUGGCCAACAGGCUGGGAAGCCUGAGCAGGACGCUGGGGAUUAAACUCAAGAAAAACAUGGGGGGGCUGGGGGGACUGGUCCACAGCAAGAUCAGCAGGUCGAGCUCCACCAACGGGCGUAACACCGAAAACGGCGAGAAGCUCCGCAAGAAGGACCUCAAAUCACAAAAAGGCAGCAAGGAGGAGUCGGGCCAUUCAACCACCACAUCCUCCUCAGAGAAGACCACCAGCCCCUCCCCCAUUGAGGGGCCACUGGGCUCCUCCCCCCCAGAGAAGCUCGGUAUGCUGGGCAGGCCUCUGGGCGACAAGGCAGCGGACCCAUGGAAGUACAGUGCCGACGUCAAGCUGAGCCUGAGCAUCCUGCGGGCGGCCAUGCUGGGUGAGCGCAAAUUCAUCCUGGCCGGAUUGCUGCUCACUAGCCGCCGGCACCAGUUCCACCAGGAGAUGAUCAACUUCUACCUGGCCAACGCCCAGGAGCGCUUCAGUGCUGAGCAGGAGCAGAAGAGGAAGGACGCAGAGAGGAAAGUGCUGCCCAACGGCAUGGUGGCAAGGAAGCCUGAGCAGGAGAGCUUGCUCCAGAAGGACAAGCCUCACGGCUCACCAGACGCAGCCGGCUCCCCCCUCCUACACCAAAGCCAUAACUCACAGCCAGUCGUAAAGACGCAGGAGAGGAACAGCCCCACGCUGGCCCCUCCUUGUAACGGUGCUAAAAAACCUGGGCCCAUCCCCGUGUCCGUCCACUACAGCCACACACCCCCAAUCCAGAGGCAUAGUGUCAUCCAUCUACAGCCAAGCUCUCUCCCCAUUGAACCCCGCAAGCCAGCCGCCCUCCUCAUUGAACCUCGCAAGCUGGCCACCCUCCCUAGUGAGCCCCGCAAGCCGGCCGCCCUCCCCAGCGAGACUCGCAAGCCGGCACUGGGCAGCUUGAAGACAUGCGCCACCUACCCCCAGCAGAACCGCACGCUGUCCUCUCAGAGCCACAGCCCGAACCGGGCGCCCGGGAACCACGUGCCGGGGGCCCGCACCGGUGACCCCUACAGCAUGCCUGGGGAGCACAAGUCCCACACGUAUACUAACGGCUUCGAGGCCAGCAAUAGCGGCGAGCCCCUGGAUGAGGGAUCGCCCGCUCGGGCCUGGCCGAGCCGCGACAAGUCCAGAGGCCGCGGCACCAGCUGCGCCUUUUACUACCUGCAGCAGAAACGCUGCAAACGGGGGAACUGCUCCUUCUACGGAAGGCCAGAAACCGAGAACUACUGCUCGUACUGCUACCGGGAGGAGCUGCGGCGCAGGGAGCGCGACGGCAAGGCGCAGCGGCCCGGAUAGCCCUGGUGAUGCAGCCGCUGGUGCAGACGCCCUCAGCGAGGCCCUGGGGACAGCGGCAGCCCGGCAUCCAGCUUCCUGCCCGUCCGGGAAACCCCUCUUUGUUCUUGCGCCCGAUAACAAAGCGAACGUGGCUGAAAUCGGUUUACAGCUUUGGCCAGAGAUUUUUGUUGUUUUAUUUAUGACUCAGAUUACGAAUUUUAUAUAUUUUUAAAGUAAAAUCUUUUAUUCGAUGACGCAGGGCCAUAUUACAGCAUCAUAUUGUUUGUGAAGCAUAUGUGCAACAUCACAAAAACCUCCAUUUAGAACAGUUUAUUCAGAUGCAAUAUGACACAGCUGAAUGAUUUUGUUCGUAAAACUAAUUUAAUUAUGGAAGUAAGUUGCAUAGAGAGCAAAUAUAAGUGCAACAUGUUUUUUAAAAGCAAUAAGUUAUCUGGUGUCUUGAUGUCGAGUUUGUGUGAAGAUGUUUUUUUCCCUAUGCAUUAAUGUUUUCAGCAGAUAGCAUAUUUUGUCAUACCACAGCCAAGUAUGGGCGGUUUUAGUUGAAUACAAUUAAAAUCAGUUCAUGAGCA
Messenger RNA from Paramormyrops kingsleyae, 4003 nucleotides. Its product is annotated as OTU domain-containing protein 7A-like. NCBI's taxonomy places the organism in Eukaryota, Metazoa, Chordata, Actinopteri, Osteoglossiformes, Mormyridae. Gene Ontology annotation, biological process: protein K63-linked deubiquitination; protein K11-linked deubiquitination; protein K48-linked deubiquitination. The record is from RefSeq and is a predicted model, not a curated record. Gene Ontology annotation, cellular component: nucleus; cytoplasm. Gene Ontology annotation, molecular function: DNA binding; cysteine-type deubiquitinase activity; zinc ion binding.